GAAUUCCCUGCCACAGGCACCUCUAGUGCUGUGAAGAUGUCUAUUACAACUUGGUGCUGCAGUCUAAGAAAACGCAUCUUCCCUUGUUGCUUAAAGACUCUGACUAGUUGUCCUGAUGUAUCAUGGGGCAACAGCUGAGCUACUGAAUAAAGAUGUUUUAAAAAGAAUAAGUCCCAAACCUCAAAGUUGCAGAAUGGGAUGCCUUAACUGUUAGUGAUGUACCUUAUCUUCUAUUUUAUUUUUAGUUGCUCUUCUACAACGGGUAGCAGAAUUGGAAAAGGUCAAUGCAGAAUUUCUGCGCACAAAGCAGCAACUUGAGCAAGAAUUUAAUCAAAAGAGAGCAAAAUUUAAGGAGUUAUACUUGGCUAAGGAAGAGGACCUGAAAAGACAAAAUGCAGUGCUCCAAGCAGCCCAAGAUGAUCUGGGACAAUUGCGGACCCAGCUAAUGGAAGCUCAUGCUGAAAUGGAGAACAUCAAAGCUAUAGCUACAGUAUCUGAGAAUACAAAGCAGGAAGCUAUCGAUGAGGUGAAGAGACAGUGGCAAGAAGAAGUAGCUUCACUACAAGCUAUUAUGAAAGAGACUGUUCGUGACUAUGAGCUCCAGUAUCAUCACAGGUUGGAGCAAGAGCGAGCUCAGUGGAAUCAAUAUCGAGAAAAUGUGGAACGGGAAAUAGCAGAGUUAAGAAGGCGACUGUCUGAAGGUCAGGAGGAAGAAAAUCUGGAAAAUGAGAUGAAAAAGGCCCAGGAAGAUGCUGAGAAGCUGCGUUCGGUUGUGAUGCCUAUGGAGAAAGAGAUUGCAGCGCUAAAGGAGAAAUUGACAGGAGCUGAAGAAAAAAUAAAAGAGUUAGAAGCAUCAAAGGUUAAAGAACUGAACCAUUAUUUGGAAGCUGAGAAGUCGUGUAGGACAGACUUAGAGAUGUAUGUGGCUGUUCUCAACACGCAAAAAUCAGUCCUGCAAGAAGAUGCAGAGAAGUUGCGGAAAGAACUGCAUGAAGUCUGCCAUCUCUUAGAGCAAGAGCGACAACAGCACAACCAGUUGAAACACACAUGGCAAAAAGCCAAUGACCAGUUCUUGGAGUCUCAGCGUUUGCUGAUGAGGGACAUGCAACGUAUGGAAAUUGUUCUGACCUCUGAGCAGCUCCGACAAGUUGAAGAACUGAAAAAAAAGGAUCAGGAAGAAGAUGAUCAGCAAAGACUUAGUAAGAGAAAGGAGCAGAAGCAAAAAGAUUCAGAUGAUGAAACGAAAGCUUCAUGUUCUCUAGCCCAUGAGGAAACCCUUACCCAGCUCUCUAGCGAAGAGGUGCAUGUAAAUAGCACCCAUGGCUCAGUCCAUUCGUUGGAUGCAGACUUGCUUCUUUCUUCUGGCGAAUCUUUCAAUAAAUCGGAUAAUGAUAUGUUUAAAGAUGGACUACGGAGAGCACAGUCAACAGACAGUCUGGGGACAUCUGGAUCUUUACAGUCCAAAGCUUUAGGAUACAACAACAAAGCAAAAUCUGCUGGGAACCUGGACGAGUCAGAUUUUGGACCACUUGUUGGAGCAGAUUCAGUGUCUGAGAACUUUGAUACAGCAUCCCUUGGGUCUCUGCAAAUGCCAAGUGGGUUCAUGUUAACCAAAGAUCAGGAAAAAGCAAUCAAAGCAAUGACACCAGAGCAAGAAGAGACUGCUUCACUACUGUCCAGUGUUACACAAGGGGUAGAAAGCGCUUAUGUGUCUCCUAGCGGUUACCGUUUGGUUAGCGAAACAGAGUGGAACCUACUGCAGAAGGAGGUGCAGAAUGCAGGGAACAAGCUGGGUAGACGCUGUGAUAUGUGCUCGAAUUAUGAGAAGCAGUUGCAAGGUAUCCAGAUUCAGGAGGCUGAGACAAGAGACCAGGUGAAAAAGCUGCAGGUGAUGCUGCGGCAGGCUAAUGACCAGCUGGAAAAGACAAUGAAAGAUAAACAGGAAUUGGAGGAUUACAUGAAACAAAGUGCUGAGGACUCCUCUAAUCAGAUCUCUUUGCUUAUGGCUAAAUGUCAAAAGUCGGAGAACUUCCUCAGUGAACUGCAGCAGGCAUUUUCGCAAGCAAAGAGAAGUGUCCAGGAGCAAAUGGCUGUCCUGACACAGUCAAGGGAGCAGGUUUCAGAAGAGUUGGUGAGACUGCAAAAAGAUAAUGAAAGUCUUCAAGGAAAACACAGCUUGCAUGUGUCUUUACAGCAAGCUGAAGACUUCAUUCUACCAGAAGCAGCAGAGGAGCUCCGUGAGCUGAUUUUAAAAUAUCGUGAAGACAUAAUUAGCGUGCGGACAGCAGCAGAUCACCUUGAGGAGAAACUUAAGGCUGAGAUUUUAUUCUUAAAAGAACAGAUUCAAGCUGAACAAUAUUUGAAAGAAAAUAUAGAAGAAACUCUACAGCUGGAAAUAGAGAAUUGCAAAGAGGAAAUAGCUUCCAUUUCCAGUUUAAAAGCUGAACUGGAAAGAAUAAAAGUGGAAAAGGAACAGUUGGAAAGUUCUUCUCAGGAAAACCUGCAGCAGCUGGAGAGUCUGCAGGAAACAAAAAACACUCUAGAAGAACAGUUGAAGAAGGAGACAGCAGCAAAGGCAAACCUUGAACAGCUGGUAUUUGAAGAGAAGAAUAAAGCUCAGCGGUUGCAGACUGAAUUAGAUGUCAGUGAGCAAGUGCAGAGAGAUUUUGUAAAGCUUUCUCAGACGCUUCAGGUGCAGCUGGAGCGGAUCCGGCAGGCAGAUUCCCUGGAGAGAAUCCGUGCAAUCCUGAAUGACACAAAACUGACGGACAUUAAUCAGCUUCCUGAAACAUGACACCCUGAUGAGCGGGCUCCAAGGCUGCAUUUGGGGUUUUUAACUCAUCUUUAUAGCAACAUUAAUUAUUAUUUAAUUCUAACUGAAAGAGCAGAAGACAACAGAGGGGAGCAAUGACUAAGUUUUGUUUCUAGAGGGGAAAAAGGUUUCGUAUUGGGCAGGAAGAGAGCACAAGGGUGACUUGCAGUGUAGGAAGGAGAACUUUCUAAUGGAAACACUAAUGAGUGCGGUGUUUCAUGUUCCACUGAGUGGGAUCAGUCCUUACAUUCUGAAAAACUUCCCCUCUUUCAGCCGACUUCGUAACCUAAUAUAGAGUUUUGGAACAUUUACCCCCUGUCCUUCCCUCUUUCCUUUCCCCCCACUACUGUGAUCAAAGUAGCUGCUGGAAACCAUAUUGUCCCUCCAAAACAUUGAAGAGCAAAGUGGUUGAAGUUUUUCUGUUUGAAUAGUCAGUAACAGUAUUCAGCUAGCAGAGAGAAUGAGGUGUAGAGUAUGCUGUAUGAAUAUUUUAUAUUAAAAUAUGACUUUAUUAGCAGGACACUGGAUAUUGAUCUUAUUUCAUAACUCAGUACUUUUUUUUUUUUUUUUUUUUUUUUUUACACCAUUGACUUUGUGUUGAAGAAUCUGAAUGCUGCUGAAAUGUGGUGGACAUGAGUGAGCUGUGUGUUUCCUGAACAGAUAAAUGCUAAUCCAAAAAAAAAAUGAAAAACGUACUGAGAAUUUAGCUCCUUGAAAUUUUUCCGUUGAAUUCUGAUACUUAAGGAAAAGCACAAAGAAAUGCACUGUUUUGUAAUCUCUUUUCACAAAUGUAAUUUAGAAUAUGGAACUACAACUGGUUCUUUCUCAUCUCUAAAGCUGAGCAGUACCUGUAAUCCCUUCUCUGUAAAAAAAAAACAAACCAACAACCCAACAACAAAAAAAACCCAACCAAACCAACCAACCAAAAAAACCUAGUAUAAAUCCUAUGCGUUGUCUGAGCAUUGGCAUGGGGUUUAUGCAGGUCUGCUUUGCUCCGGUGGAUGGCACCAGAGGUAAAGUUACUAGCUUUCACUGGAAAGUGUCAAGGUAAGGUGCUGAAUGAAGCAGUCAGCUUGACCCACCUCUUCUGGGUCAGCGUACUAGUAUGGAAAACAGUGAUUGCACUCUCAAUCACAGAGCACAAAUGCGCUGGAGCUGCAUUAUUCUGCUGGUUCAAGUUUGAAAGGUACAGUGCAUCUCUUACUUUAAAGUAUGGUAUCAUGGUAUUGCUCAGAGUUGACUCCUACGCUGUCCCAUAUUUCUGUAACUGUGCAUUUAAGUUACACUAUGUAACGUGUCAGCAGAGGCAAGAAAUUCUUGUCAUCAAUCAGGUGCUAGGUUUGAGUUUCUUGUUCUAUAAAUGUAUGGCGGUAACAUGACCGUUCCUCCUCCUUUUUCUCCUUUUGUUGGAGUUUCACGCACGCAGGUGGAUAGCAAGGGUUUCAUGUACGGUUGCAGGGGUUGAUAAUACUGGUGGUGCAAAUUGAGUUCUUGAACUGGCCCCUACUUACAACUCAAUUAAAAGAAAGGAGGCUGAAGGAGCAGAUCAUUACUGUCCAAAAUUUAUAACUUAGACUUUCCUCCAUUGCUUAUUGGUUUUUCUUUACGUACUUGACCAUAGAUCUGAAGGUGAUGAAGAAAACCAGAAGUGACAGAAAAUGCUCCAAACUGUAAUGCACAUGACUACAUUUUAAGUGCUUAAAUCCUAUUUUUAGCAGUCUAUAUCCUGCUACUAACAUAAAGUUAGAACCGGUGGUUUUGAAGAGGAAUGCCUUAAAAACAGCCAAAAAGAAGCAUACAAGCUCAAUUCCUUGUCACUCAUUGCAAGAAUUCACCCUAGCAAUUAAUUCCUUUCAUAAUCCUGACACCCAAAAGCCAUUUUUCCUACCUUAGUAAUGACUAGACUAAUAGAUGGCAGAGUUUUCAUCUUUCAGAUGACACUUAAUUUCACUUAAAAGUGAAAUUGCAGUGUGGCUUAGGUUCUUUAUUAAUUGGCUAUUACCAGAUUUGGGGGUUUUUAACCUUUUUUACUAUUUGCUGAACUGUGAGGUGACAGCAGCUGCCUCCUGAUGCAUAAAUCCAAUACCAGAUGUUUUGCAUCCAGUUUUCCAAUGGUUAGGGUCCUAUUCUGUUGAAUAAACUUUUUGGAGAAAAAAAAAAUAGGCCUUUAAUAGGAGCUGCAGAAUGAAAAGCUUUUUCCUAUGUUCCCUUCCUUCCCAAAAAGUAACUCUUAGCUGGUUACUGAUACGUAACCUGUGCAGCAGUGUUUAAGGAAGCCUGUUGUUGUAUGGCAAAACUACAACAAAUCCUGUACAUCUCUUCAGCAAGCUGAACACGUGAGGAAAUGCACCUAAGGACCUAUGCAGAAAAAGAAUUUUUGGUUGAGUUUCUGGACUGUCCUCCUAGCGCGAGAGAGCGAGGAAAGCAGCUGUUAACGGCCUUUCAGCAUCCCUUUCUGGUCCCUGUGUCAGUGCCCGUUCUCAGCAGCCCUACCUUCCCGUCUCCUCUAAACAACCGCGGCUGUAGCUGACCAUUUUCGAUUGUUUCAAAUAGUACAGGGCUGGUGUGGCUUUUCCUUAGUGUAUUUUUACAAGUUGUUGACACGGCUUUGUAUAGGUGUGGUGUUGUCAGAUUGCAGAUGAUGGCUGCAGGGUGCCUUUCUGCAGUCCAUAAGGGAAGGCAGGUGAGUGGGCAAUCGGUUUGUGAUCGUUAGAUAGACAGGGUAGCAAACGUAACAGUUGCAGAAUGGAGUUUUGCAUGUGUGUGUGUGUGUUCGUAUGCAUGCUUGUGUAUUUUUCUCAGUGGACAGCGAUGGCAUGUUGGGUCUAGUUAGAGGAGGCUGGAGGCAUACGCGGUAGGGCAUGAGCGGGACCGAGAUGAGAACUCACCUGAAAGGGCUGGUGCUGACUACUGUCUUCCUUGCUUUUAAACCAGGCACCGCGCGAGUCGGUGAAGGAACUUCCUUUUGGUUUGGAGAGGAAGGGCGUACGAUUACUGUAUGGUUGUUUUCCUUUUUGCCACCUUAUUCCAUCAUGCACCCCAACACCUUUACGCCUGUUGAUAAGUACUAGCUGUGACCAUUUCAGAGUUAAAACAUGAGUGACCUUUUUCUACCAACCAGUGCAAAUUUCUUUUUUAAAUUAGACACCUGACUGUUCACAGAAGUGGUGGGAGAUGUGCUCGCUACAAACAGCUGUCCUGCUAACCCAGAGCGGCUGUCCCUCCUGGGGAGGGAAAGCACAGCUUCAGAAGUAGUUAACUCAACUCAAGCUUCUGCUGAACUCAAACUUAAGAAACUUAAAGGGCCCUUUAAAAACAAAACAAAACAGCGUGUGCCAAAUUUGCAGAGCAAAUUUAAAAGACUGUAAAUUAAGUGUAGUAGAAGCUCUUGUUAGAGAUAUUCACUGGAUGGAUUAUGGUGGUACCGCUCAUAAAACAUCAGAAAACAAAUGCUCUUCCCUCCAGUUCUUGGUGUGCUGGAGCUUGAUUUGUGUCAGGUGGUAGGUUCUCCUUGCUUAGUAAGCUUCUUAACAGGCACUACUUCUAACCGGACAGGUCAGCUAGGAUACAGAGGGUGAGUGGAUUAGAAAACGGGAUUCUGUUCAUGUAGGCUGUAAAAGGGACGAGAUCAAGUUUUGUAUGCAUUCCUAUACUUGUAUAGUCUUAAUCUGUACAAAAAGAAGUGUUCUUGCAGCAUGUCUGGUAACCUUGUUACCUAACAGGUAAUAACAGCCCUCCUUCCCUUACAGCUUUACUUUGGCACCUCUUACUGUGCCACUUUUGUAGCAGUGCAGUACUACUUUUCAAAACUGAGCUUGACCAGGUCACCUUUUCUAAGGGGUGGGGGGAGGGGACAAGUGUUAUUUAUUGUCUGCUGAAGUUUGUCUACAGCAGAUAAAUAAUUGGCCUUUUAAUGUCAAGACGGACUCCAGAGCCAUCUUUUGAUAAAGGCAAACUGAGUGUUUGGAAGUUAAUACUGCAUUCCAGUGAACCAAGCCAUUGGUGUCCCGUGCAAUUGUGGAUGUAGAAUUCUGCUGUCUACAGGAUUCAAGUGUAACCAUUUGUUAACUGUACUGAAGGUGUGUCCUUUAUGAAGAAAGUGUUUCAAA
Messenger RNA from Aptenodytes forsteri (emperor penguin), 6921 nucleotides. RefSeq names its product rabaptin, RAB GTPase binding effector protein 1 (gene RABEP1). The coding region runs from base 446 to 2794 and encodes 782 amino acids. The record is from RefSeq and is a predicted model, not a curated record. The transcript has 17 exons. Gene Ontology annotation, molecular function: growth factor activity; GTPase activator activity. Gene Ontology annotation, biological process: endocytosis; Golgi to plasma membrane transport. NCBI's taxonomy places the organism in Eukaryota, Metazoa, Chordata, Aves, Sphenisciformes, Spheniscidae. Gene Ontology annotation, cellular component: endosome; endocytic vesicle.